Messenger RNA from Fimicolochytrium jonesii, 2676 nucleotides. Its product is annotated as Sac phosphatase domain-containing protein. Bases 1 to 2676 code for a protein of 891 amino acids. Gene Ontology annotation, cellular component: intracellular membrane-bounded organelle. The record is from RefSeq and is a predicted model, not a curated record. The transcript is spliced from 11 exons. NCBI's taxonomy places the organism in Eukaryota, Fungi, Chytridiomycota, Chytridiomycetes, Spizellomycetales, Powellomycetaceae. Gene Ontology annotation, biological process: phosphatidylinositol dephosphorylation. Gene Ontology annotation, molecular function: phosphatidylinositol-3,5-bisphosphate 5-phosphatase activity.
AUGUCGGCGGCGCAAACCGCACCUCCCUACCUUCAGCCUGACGGUGAACAUCAUCUAGUUCUCAACAAGUUCAUUCUGUACGAAACCCGUACGCGGUUCUUCAUAGUCGGUUCAAAUCAGAGUGAUGAGCGUUUCCGUGUGCUCAAAAUUGACCGAACGGAUGGGAAUGAACUGAACAUCAUCGACGAUGAAGUUGUUUACACAAAGGUUGAAAUCCAGGAGCUCUUGACCAUGAUCGAAACCGGAAAUAAGAGUUCUGGCGGUCUGCAUAAAGUUGCCUCUUUUUUUGGCAUUGUCGGUUUCAUCCGUUUUUUGGAGGGAUAUUAUAUCAUUCUCAUCGUGAAGCGAAGUCCAGUGGCGCUUAUUGGCGGACAUUACAUCUACCAUAUUGAUGAUACCAUGGCGGUCAGCGUGCCUGGUCCUGGAGCCAAGUUGGACAAGAAGGCAGAUGAAGCAAGAUAUGUUCAAGUCUUCGGCCAUGUCGACCUCAGCAAGAACUUCUACUUCAGCUACACAUACGACAUUACGCGGACCUUGCAAUGGAAUUUGAGCUCCGCCGAUGGAAAGGAAAAUUUUGAAUAUAACGAUAUGUUCGUGUGGAACAGCUACCUACUCCGACAGGGCAUGGAUUCCAUGAAAUCGGAUUGGGUGUUACCUAUAAUCCACGGAUUCGUGGAUCAAUCAAAGAUCUCUGUGUACGGGCGUAGCAUAUAUGUAGCCCUCAUUGCACGUCGGUCGCGCUACUUUGCCGGGGCGCGCUUUCUCAAACGGGGUGUCAACGAUCAAGGAUAUGUUGCGAAUGAUGUUGAAACGGAGCAAAUUGUUUCUGACGCUACGACCACUUCCUUUUACCAUCCUCCUGGUCGCUACGGAACAAAACCCGGCUAUACAUCAUUUGUGCAGCAUCGUGGAUCUAUUCCACUUUUUUGGAGCCAGGAGACCGCAGGCAUGGUGGCGAAGCCACCCAUCGAACUCAAUGUGAUCGAUCCGUACUUCUCGGCAGCGGCUCUUCACUUCGACAAUAUGUUCCUCCGGUACGGGGGACCAAUUAUCGUACUGAACCUCGUGAAAAGCAAAGAGAAGAACCGCAGAGAGUCGAUUCUUCUGGACGAGUUUACUGAAGCGGUCUCGUAUCUGAAUCAGUUUUUGCCACCUGACAAGAAGAUCAAGUACAUUGCGUGGGAUAUGGCCCGUGCAUCCAAAAGCCAUGACCAGGAUGUGAUAGGCGUGCUGGAGAAUCUGGGAGAGGAAGUCCUGGAGACGACGGGGUUCUUCCACAGCGGACCCGAACCGUACCAGAACGCGCUACAUCGUGCUUUGCUCGAAGACCAUCCGGACGACGUGGUCCGCAUCAUGGGCCGGAGACAGCACGGAGUCGUUCGGACGAAUUGCAUCGAUUGCUUGGACCGUACGAAUGCUGCUCAGUUCGUCAUCGGCAAAUGUGCGUUGGGCUAUCAGCUCUACGCGUUAGGGGUGCUGGAACACCCGUCUGUACCCUUCGAUACCGACGCUAUCAACCUACUAAAUGCCAUGUAUCAUGACCAUGGAGACACGAUUGCGCUGCAAUACGGAGGAUCGCACCUGGUCAACACGAUGGAGACGUACCGGAAGAUCAGUCCUUGGACGAGCCACUCUCGAGACAUGAUUGAGAGUAUCCGUCGAUACUACAGCAAUUCAUUCACAGAUGCUGAGAAACAAGAGGCGAUCAACUUGUUCUUGGGCCAUUUUGUACCGCAUAUGAAUGUUGCAGCUGCGCUCUGGGACUUGAGCUCGGAUUACUACCUGCACCACGAAGAACCAAGGAAACGACGGGUCAAGCGAAGUUACACUCAUUGGUAUACCGACGACGCUAUGAAGCUGCAGCAAGAGCACUCCGCCGCUAUGACCAUUGCCCCUGUCCGCGGAAAUGCGUUCUAUGUGGACUACUACCGAAUCAAACUGUAUACAUCCUUCAGCAAGCUUUUUGCGUUCAACAUGAUCAGUACGAGUACGAGGCUGCCUACAAGGGAUGAUGUGCUGGAUCAUAGCCCAUUCACAGUGCGCGUCAAUCCGGCGCAAUCGAAUAGGUAUCUCAUGAUAUACAGCUUGAAUAUCGGCGGCGUUCGGCGCUGGCUCAAACUGACAAACAACCAUAGUCACACAACGCGGCAGGAUGCUGCAUCCGAAAAAGCCCGUAACAAAGAAAACAUUGGGAAUGCAGAAGGUGGGAAGUCAAGCAAAACCGGUGUCAUCAAAGAGUCUUCGGCGCCCUGGUGGACCACGAGUGCGCUGGCUACGCGGCUUGUGGAUCCUCAAGUUCCGACUUCUGAGUUGAAGGAGUAUAAACGGUAUGUUCACCAGUUCAAGGCCGCGUCGGCACUGCUCACCCCUACAGUGGACCUUGCCCCGCACACACAAGCCUCGCACGCCGACUACCCCAUAUUUGAGGAAUACGUCAGUCGCACAACCCCACGAGGAGGCACAUCGAAAUCGCGGAGUCAUUUUGCAGGAUCGAGCGGGCCGCUAUCGCUGAAUGUGGACUCCAGGGAUGAGGCUCUGUAUGUGCAUUAUGUGGACAACUCGUCACGGACGGCGAAUUAUGUAGGGCCAGGGGUUGCGAGGAGCGACGUGCCCAAGCAGACGGUGCGCAUAUGCAAAGUGGUUGUCUACUGGCAAAUUCGUCUCAUCGCGGCCUAA